AUGAUAAAACUUUGGUGGUCGGAUUUUUUUGGAACAUACUGUACGAUAAUUGGUGCUUUUUUGUUAAAUUUAAUCAUAGAGGUUGGAGAUUCUUGGCUGGUGCGUAUUCAGGACGCAAUCCUGGAAAAAGCAGAUAAGGGCAAAAUUAUGCAUAUGGCCGUCGAUCGUGGUUCGCGGGAAGGCUGCGUCUAUAUCAAGUGUGAAGAUGCCGGGAAAGUAUAUCACUCGCUUCAUGGGUGGUGGUUUGACGGCAAUUUGGUGACUGUUAAGUACCUAAGACCCGAACGGUACCAGUAUCGCUUCCCGGAUUCUGCCAAAGCUACGUUCCCGCUGCAGCCAUCGAAUGACAAGCGAUUAUCUCUGCAGACCAAGUUCUGGAAAUCUCCCCUCGAGCAUUUUUAAAUUAAUGAAACAAAAUCCCCAAAGCUUAAUACUGUAUACCCUAAAUAAAUUAACACGACACGCUGAUACAAUGUGGAGGUUUCUUCGGACGGAAGAGGGAAUGAAGUGUCAUGCAUCGUAGUGAUUUGCAAAUUGUUUCCUUAAAAAUUCACUGUUUCAAUAAGAAGCUGAAAUCGCUAUUCGUGGGUUUUACAUUUUUUUGCUUGUUUAAUUUGAAUGGCACAAUACAAAAUACACUACUCAGCUCUUAUAAA
This is a messenger RNA of Daphnia magna, 656 nucleotides long. Its product is annotated as inner nuclear membrane protein Man1-like. Gene Ontology annotation, molecular function: chromatin DNA binding. Gene Ontology annotation, biological process: negative regulation of BMP signaling pathway; nuclear envelope organization. Gene Ontology annotation, cellular component: nuclear inner membrane. NCBI's taxonomy places the organism in Eukaryota, Metazoa, Arthropoda, Branchiopoda, Diplostraca, Daphniidae. The record is from RefSeq and is a predicted model, not a curated record.